Messenger RNA from Octopus bimaculoides (California two-spot octopus), 3111 nucleotides. Its product is annotated as cAMP-dependent protein kinase type II regulatory subunit. The record is from RefSeq and is a predicted model, not a curated record. Gene Ontology annotation, cellular component: cAMP-dependent protein kinase complex; cytosol. Gene Ontology annotation, molecular function: cAMP binding; protein kinase A catalytic subunit binding; cAMP-dependent protein kinase inhibitor activity. Gene Ontology annotation, biological process: negative regulation of cAMP-dependent protein kinase activity. NCBI's taxonomy places the organism in Eukaryota, Metazoa, Mollusca, Cephalopoda, Octopoda, Octopodidae.
UUGAGAAGGAGAUUCUGAUAGACAGAGAGAUAAAGUAACAGGUAAGUAGAAGAGUAGAAGCGGUGGCGGCGGUGACAAGCAGCAGCAGCAGAAGCAGAAGCAAGACGCGGAAGGAAAGAAAGGAAGGAAGAAAGAAAGCAGAUUUUGUAAUUCAGUUGUCGCGUGUCUCUGCCUCUGACUAAGUUCUCUGUCUGUCUGUCUGUCUUUCUCCCUCUCUCUCUCUCUCUCUCUUUUCUCUCUCUCUCUCCCUCUCUCUAUGGCACUGGUUUAUCGUAGCUUGCAUGCAAAUGGAUAGGUCUUUAUUUCCUCUUCAUCGUCGUUGUUUCUCUCAUUACCGUCACCACCACCACCACCAUCAUCCGUUUUAUUAUUGUUACUAUCAUUUUCUGACGCUGAAGUUUUUUUGGAUUUAAAUGAAAAAAGAAAAAGUGAAAAAGAGGGAGAGAGAGUGAUAGAGAGAAGGAACGAAUGCGAAGGAAAAAAGGAAAACCAAAGAAUAGCAUAAAAACAAAUUGGUGACAGAGGUGAACGAUAUAUAUUCACACACAUAUAUAUAUAUAUAUAUAUAUAUGUGUACACUUAUAUACAUACGUAUGUAUGUAAAUAUAUAUACAUCACCGCUGUCAAAAGGCCAAAAACAUCGAGGGGAAAAAAUUACAAAUAUUUUGGAAGAAAGAAAACACAAUCGAAAAUAUUUAUGUUAUACAAUAUUUUCUUUUGCAUAAAUAUAUGUAUAUAUACAUAUAUUUAAGCCUUUUUUGUAUGUGUAUGUUUACAUAUUAACAGUUGAAUGUAUUGAACCGUUUUUCUUGUUGUUGUUGUUGUUGUUUUGUCUGUGUAAAAUACACAUCUGCACAUUCUUGCAAAUACCCACAUCUUACAUAUCCGCCAAUAAUAUCGAAUACUUACACACAGCACACACACACAUACACACACACACACACACACACACACACACAUAUAUAUAUAUAUAUAUAUAUAUAUAUAUAUAUAUACACGUUACUAUUCUAGAGUGCAGUGUCACGUUUUGCAUUAUUUGGAAACUAUUUUUUUAGAUACAUUUUGGUUACCUUCUCUCUCUCUCUCUCUCUCUCUCUGUUUCACUUUUGGAAACCAGUUGCUUUGACGACCCUCACACCUCCUUAAAGCAAUCUUUGAGUAACUUUUUUUCUCUUCCUUAUUUUUUGAUUUUGUUUUUUUCUUGGUUGUAUUUUAGCCUUGUUUUCCGUAUUUAUCUUUUGUUGAUUUUAUUGUAAUUAUAAUUCUUUUCUAAAAAAGAAAAAAAGAAAGAAAGAAAAAAGAAGUAUAUCACUGCAUUAUUUGUGUCUUUAUAUUCUCACACGUAAAUUCGGAUUCUUAAGAACUUCCUUUUCUUUUCUGUUGAAAACUUCGUCAUUUUUUUCUUUCUUUCUUGCGACUUUACCGUUAAAUAAUAGUUUCUCCUGUUUAUAUGAAGUAGUCCCAUCUUUAAGCAACUUUCCAUUUAAAAUUAUUUAAAAAUUCAAAGUCCAAAGUGAAAUUCUUUGCAUCACAAAUAUACAUACAUAACAGCAAGAACAACAGGAAAUAUAUUUUUUUAUUUAUUCCCUUUAUUUUUACACACAAGCAUAUAUAUAUUCUCUUAUUAAUCUCUCCCACCGUGUUGUUGUUUCCAAAGUAAGCGUGCGCGUAUCUGCUACUCUCUCCAUCUCUCUCAGUCUCGUGUCUGUCAGAAGCAAUGAGCUUUGAGAUUCCACCCGGAUUAACCGAACUUCUACAGGGUUUUACCGUGUCUGUACUCAGAGAACGGCCAGCCAACCUCAUCCAAUAUGCUGCAGACUAUUUUACCAAACUCAACAAAACUAGCCAAAGUUCUCUGUUUUCCUCUCCCGGGAGACGAAAAGAUGAAUGGCAGACAGGUUUAUCGAAACAGUCUUCUGCCACCACGGAGGACAGCGGCGAAGAUGACUUCCCACCGGAAGAAACAAGGAAAAUGAGCUUCUUACGACGAAAAUCUGUUUGUGCUGAAGCUUAUGAUCCAGAACAAGAUCAAGGGGAGGAAGAAGUAAAAGUAAUACAUCCUAAAAAUGAUGAACAAAGGAAACGAUUGAAUGAGGCAACAAAGAAUAUUUUGCUGUUUAGAAAUUUGGAGCCAGAAAGAUUACUGAAUGUUGUUGAUGCAAUGUUUGAAAGAAAGGUAGAACAAGGAGAGAAAGUGAUUCAUCAAGGCGAUGACGGGGACAACUUCUAUGUGAUUGACAGUGGACAGUAUGAUGUUUAUGUUGAAGUAGAUGGACAUCAUAAAAAAGUUGGAGAAUAUGAUGGACAAGGCUUUUUUGGAGAAUUAGCUCUUAUGUACAAUGUCCCACGAGCAGCCACAGUGGUCUGCUCUGCACCAGGCUCUGUAUGGGCCUUAGACAGAGUUACCUUUCGAAGAAUUGUAUUAAAGGAUGCUUUUAAUCGAAGGAAAAUGUACACUGACUUGAUUGAGAGUGUUCCCUUGUUCUCAUGCCUUGAUAAUUAUGAAAAGUUAAACAUUGCUGAUGCUUUACAUUCACAAUCCUUUGAAGAUGGUGAAGUGGUACUAAGACAGGGAGAUGAUGCAAACUGCAUGUAUUUUGUGGAAGAUGGAGAAGUCAGUAUCACUGUCAAAAAGGGAGAUGAAUCAGUAGAAGUUAAAAGAUGUGGUAAAGGCAGUUAUUUUGGUGAACUAGCUUUACUUACUCAUAAACCGAGGGCAGCAACGGCCACAUCAAUGGGACAUUCCAGAUUUGCAGUGUUAAGUGUUGGAGCAUUUGAACGCCUUUUGGGCCCUUGCAUGGAAAUUAUGAAGAGAAACAUAGAAACUUAUGAAGAACAACUCAUUAAUAUAUUUGGAUCUGAAAACAAUAUCUCUGACCUUCGGUGAACUUUAUUCCUACAUAAUAUUCAACAUUGAAUGAUGUUUGCUCUAUUUCCACUCCGGCUGCCACUGCUGUUCCUGCCUGUUAGAAUUCACAGAGAAACUGAACGUUGGACAAAAAUAUUCUUGGUGAUCUCCAAAACAGAUAUUUUAUACUGUCAUGUAUAUGUGGUGCAGACUUUAACAAGUGUAGAUGUGCAUAAAAAUUGGAAAAAAAUUAUUCAAACUAA